CUGGAAUGAUGUUGCUGUCAGCUGGUGGUAGGUGCAACGCUGCUUCUUCGUCCACCGUAAAGUGUCUCUCUGCAGGAUCGCUUGUUUAUCGCAUUGUGCCACCACCUUUUUACAGCCACCCGCCGCUAUUAAGCCGUCUGCCCGACAAACAUUUGCUCGCCGCUUGAUCGCCAAAGCCGCCGUUUCUUCUUGCUCCACCCCUGCUUCGUUGCUCGCUGCUGGUGCUUCUGCGGAUUGCAAAAUCCCUACACCACUCGCCUCGCGGGAUAGUAGCGAGAGGCUGGAGUGCAGCAAUAGCCGUGUAGCCGUGUAGUUGGCUGUUAAGUGAAAUCGAAUGUCCGUAGCAGACGUUUUACUGGACGCGCGUGAAGAGAGUAGUCUGUGAAUGACCCCCUAGAGCUCGUUGUGACGCUGACGGCAUUAGCAAUCAUCGCGGCAGACUGGUACGAAAUGCGAACUAAUCGCUGAAACCGAUGCACACGCAGCACACAGUUACAUAUGACCGACUGAGGUGUCCGGAAACAAACAUCAUCAGCAACAAGCAACGGAGCAUGAUGCAGCGACGGCCCACUACAUCGUACGUUGCGUUGUCGCUCGUGGUCGUGUUCGUAGUCUCCUACAGUGACUACGCGGGGGCAACCCUCGUCACAAACGUAACCAGCAGCCAGCAGCAGGUCAGCUCAUCGAGUGCCAACGAUGCCGCCUCGGCUAUGGUCGAUGCGUUGGUAACGGCUACGGAGGGGCAGAUACCGCCAAUUCCCGAAAAUCAUUCGUACGAUCGUGCGCAGCGCAUCGUGGCCCGGAAAGGCGUCAGCAGCGAGACGGCGGUAGCACGUAACGCAUCCUCCCCAACCGAAGACAUUGUCGCCGCCGUAGCACCACCGCCAGCGUUGUUAAGGCAGCCUACGGCUGUAGCGAAUGGGACGGCCAGCCCGGUGACAAACACCAACAGUAGCAGUACUUCCGUUUCCAGCACCACGACCGGUGCCAACAGCUCCGCAACACGGAGCCAUCCGGCCACCGUCAACUCACCGCAGUUGCCGCACAACACCAGCAACGCUUCGCUCCCACCAUCGACCGGUGUGACGGUGGGACGCAAUCAACAGACCAUCGUCUCCAACGUAACCGUUGGAUUACCGAUCAUGACGUCGACGUCAUCGAAACCCAGCACCACCAGUAGCAACACCACUACAACCACCUCCAAGGCACCAGCCACGUCGUCCACAACGUCCACAUCAUCGACGACGACGACGACGACGACCACAACCACAACAACCGCCGCACCCAGGAAGCCCAAGGUGGUGUACUCGAUCGAAGAUGAACCGAGGCUGGUGCAGGCGGCCAAACCGGGCUACUCGCUGCCAGCGGCAGUGCCGUUCGACGAGCCGCUCGACAGUUCCGGUCGGCUACGCGUCGACGAGCCGCUCGUCCAGCUGUCGAAGGAGUAUAUCGCACCGGCUGGACCGAACCGGCGCGACUACGUUCUACCGAUCGUGACGCUCAUCUUCGUCGUGCCACUGCUGCUCGGUCUGUUUCUGCUUUCCUACCGGCGCGCCAAAGAGUUCUGGCUGACGCGCCACUAUCGUCGCAUGGAUUUCCUGAUCGAUGGCAUGUACAACUACUGAAGGGGCAUUAACUACUACUGCUGCUAUUACUACUACCACUACUACUACUACUACUACUAGAGCAUAAGUGCCUACCUAAAAUUCCCAUUUCGCCCUUGCCCUUGCUUCCCUCCCGUUCUUUCUGUGACCGUACUCCCUUUCCCGUUCCCGCUUUUUCCCGAAGGGCGACGGUGGGACGCUAUAUGAUUGGCGGAUGGCCCACAGCCGCGCAUGUGAACCGUAUCUCUAAGCUAGUUUAGAUAGUAAAAGGAUGGUGCACCGCAGGUGCCGUAACAGUGAUUGAUUUCGAAAUUAAGAUUGCGAUCCGGUAUGCAACUGGAAGACAAAUGACGAAGAAUACGACGACGCAACACAGGAUGAACGCAAUGCGGCUUCCGAGGCGUGGUGCUAGUUGAUAAGUAGUGACUUACAGGGAUAUCUUUGUAACAGGAUCGGCUCUGGUGAUGUAUCUUCCGUAUUUUUUUUACUUUUCAAGUUUUUCCCGUUUUGGUUUUUGAUGUAAGUUUUAUUCGAUAGUUUUGCUAACAAAAAGAAGAAAAAAAAACCAAACAAACAAAAUAUUUUGGCUGGUAUUCAUUUUUCUACUAACCUUUUCCGGGGG
Molecule: messenger RNA, 2226 nt
Organism: Anopheles darlingi
Lineage: Eukaryota; Metazoa; Arthropoda; Insecta; Diptera; Culicidae
Exons: 1
Coding region: 474-1625 (383 amino acids)
Source: RefSeq, a predicted model, not a curated record